ACUUCCUGGCCCUCCCCGCCUUUAGUGAAACCAACGAGAGGACACCCCCUGCAUCUAGAGCAGCCCGACCAGGAGCGUAACCGGGUGGUGCGCGAAUGUGAGAGGAAAGCUGUGCGCGGCUGCGCUUUCCCGCCCCUGAGCCGUUCUAGACGCGGGAAACAUGCUUUCUGAAAGCAGUUCAUUUUUGAAGGGUGUGAUGCUCGGAAGCGUUUUCUGUGCCUUGAUCACUAUGCUAGGACACGUUAGGAUUGGUCAUGGAAAUAGGAUGCACCAGCAUGAGCAUCAUCACCUACAAGCGCCUAAUAAAGAAGAUAUCUUGAAAAUUUCAGAGGAUGAAUGCAUGGAGCUCAGUAAGAGCUUUCGGGUAUACUGCAUCAUCCUUGUAAAACCCAAAGAUGUGAGUCUUUGGGCUGCAGUGAGGGAGACUUGGACCAAACACUGUGACAAAGCAGAGUUCUUCAGUUCUGAAAAUGUUAAAGUGUUUGAGUCAAUUAACAUGGAAACAGAUGACAUAUGGCUAAUGAUGAGAAAAGCUUACAAAUAUGCCUUUGAUAAAUACAGAGACCAAUACAACUGGUUCUUCCUUGCACGCCCCACUACGUUUGCUAUUAUUGAAAACUUAAAGUAUUUUUUGUUAAAGAAGGAUCCAUCACAACCUUUCUAUCUAGGCCACACUAUAAAAUCUGGAGACCUUGAAUAUGUGAGUAUAGAAGGAGGCAUCGUCUUAAGUAUAGAAUCGAUGAAAAGACUUAACAGCCUCCUCGGUAUCCCUGAAAAGUGUCCUGAACAGGGAGGGAUGAUUUGGAAGAUAUCUGAAGAUAAGCAGCUAGCAGUCUGCCUGAAAUACGCUGGAGUGUUUGCAGAAAACGCAGAAGAUUCUGAAGGAAAAGAUGUAUUUAAUACCAAAUCCAUUGGGCUUUUUAUUAAAGAGGCAAUGACUAAUCACCCCAACCUUGUGGUAGAAGGAUGCUGUUCAGAUAUGGCUGUUACUUUUAAUGGACUGACUCCUAAUCAGAUGCAUGUGAUGAUGUAUGGGGUAUACCGUCUUAGGGCAUUUGGACAUAUUUUCCACGAUGCAUUGGUUUUCUUACCUCCGAAUGGUUCUGACAAUGACUGAGAAGUGAAAGAAGAGCAUGUAUACGAGCACCGUAUAGGAGAGACACUGAAAUUGGAGUGGUCACUAUGAAGAAGCUAUGUCAGUUGAGAUUUCUUUACUUCUGCUGGGCAAAUGAGAUCUGUGGACGUCUUCUUUCAAGAACUUGUUUUGAUAGUCCGCGGUUUCAUUUACCAGAGUGCAGUCUGGUCUUUGUUUACCUAUUCAAAUAAUGAGAUUUUCCCCGUAUUCAUAGUUGUAUCAUAUCCAACGGUUUUGGGUGUGGAGGCCUUAACCUCACCGUUCACCUUGGAUUACCAUACCAUUUGCCUUAUUUCAGUGGCUACCCAGAAGCUUUAUCCAGGGGUGAAUACAAUAGCUCUCGUGCUUAUAAAUGUGAAAUGCUUGCUGCUGAUUUGUCCUAUAAUUGGGCCCGCACAUGCUAUAUUAAGUGAGAUCCAUAAGUACCCCCAUAGGGUGUGAGACCAUGACAUUUUAGAGAUCAAUAUUUCCUGUAACUGGCCUCAUGAUAGUUAAUGGUCUCCCAUAGCUUUUGCAAACCAGAAAGAGAAUUUCCUCAAGAGGGCCUCGGGCUUCAAAUUAUUGAUCAUCAGUGCAUAAAGCGCUUUUUAAAAAUUUAUCUGAUUUUCCUUAUUGGGGCUUUUGGUUAAAAUGAAGCAUUAUUCAUUUUAAAAAAUAAUAAGACCUUUUUAUCAAGCACUCUAAUAUGUGGUCUCAGAUGCAAUUAAUACAGAUCAAGUCAUGUUCAGUGUAAGUACAAUGAUAAGCAGCAUCUCCCUGAAUGUGACACCCAAUUUAUAAGUGUCACCUUGCCCCAACAACAAUGUAUUUUAAAGAAUUAUGCAUUUAUCACUUUCAAUUACAUUAAUGUAUCGGUAUAAUUGUAAUAAAUAUAUCAGAGAAUGCA
Messenger RNA from Ailuropoda melanoleuca (giant panda), 2021 nucleotides. It is a transcript of the gene C1GALT1C1, whose product is annotated as C1GALT1 specific chaperone 1. Gene Ontology annotation, molecular function: N-acetylgalactosaminide beta-1,3-galactosyltransferase activity. The transcript is spliced from 3 exons. Bases 161 to 1117 code for a protein of 318 amino acids. NCBI's taxonomy places the organism in Eukaryota, Metazoa, Chordata, Mammalia, Carnivora, Ursidae. The record is from RefSeq and is a predicted model, not a curated record.